AUGAGAGCAGCGAACAAGGCCAUUAAAAGGAAACGACACCCAACCCCCACACUAGAUGAACUGAAAACCAUUCUAUCAGGAGCUAAUAUCUUCAGCAAAUUAGACCUCAAUCAAGGUUACAACCAAUUGGAACUAGCUGAAGAGUCCCGCUACAUAACAACCUUUGCGACACACCUCGGCCUAUACAGAUACAAAAGGCUAUUCUUCGGUGUCAACUCCGCCAGUGAGAUAUUCCAGGAAGAAAUCAGUCAAGCACUUGCAGGGAUUAAUGGAGCCAUCAACAUCAGUGAUGACAUCCUCUGUUUUGGAUCAGACCAGCAGGACCACGACCAAAACCUUCGCGCAAUAUUCCAGCGACUUCGCGAAGAAGGUCUCACCCUCAAUGGCAGCAAAUGUGAGUACAACAAAAGGUCACUGGAAUUCCCCGGACACACUUUUGGCAACAAAGGCAUUAACCAAAGCAGCCUCAAAAUAAAAACUAUCUUUGGGCUACCCAACCCUAAAAAUGCAUCAGAAGUCAGAAGCUUGUUGGGGAUGACUAACUUCUGUGGUGCACAAUUCAUUCCAAACUACGCGACCCUGACUCACGACCUACGUCAACUAACAAAAAAAACACUCAGUGGUCCUGGACUGAAUGCCACAGUGAAUGCUUAA
Messenger RNA from Acanthosepion pharaonis, 654 nucleotides. The record is from the annotation of a GenBank genome assembly. Lineage: Eukaryota; Metazoa; Mollusca; Cephalopoda; Sepiida; Sepiidae.